This is a messenger RNA of Neltuma alba, 426 nucleotides long. RefSeq lists its product as uncharacterized. NCBI's taxonomy places the organism in Eukaryota, Viridiplantae, Streptophyta, Magnoliopsida, Fabales, Fabaceae. The record is from RefSeq and is a predicted model, not a curated record. The transcript has a single exon. The coding region runs from base 1 to 426 and encodes 141 amino acids.
AUGGAUUGUAAGAAGAGAAGAAGUCGUCGCUUUACAGAGUGGGCAUUUACUGCAUUGGGGCGAGUUCUACAUUUUCUAAAAAACCACAAGUGGAAAGAUAUGAAUGAAGAAGCCUGCGAACAACUUCAAACUUUGUGGGAUGAACUUGAGAUGAGCAGAUUGGAUUUGAGUUGGCUGGAACCUCAUGUUAAAUCUGCUUUGAAUAUGAAACAAUAUCUGGAGAAGGCAACAAAGGUGAAACAGCUAAAACAAGACUUGCUGAUCUUGGAAAGGGAAAUUAACGCAAUGAAAGAAAAUCUUGCUGAAACAGAGCAAGCCUUUGAAAUGACAAGGGCAAAUUUAAUCAAAGAACAAUUAGGCUUCGGCUUUCAGGAGAAAGACUUGAAUACUGAAAUUGGUUAUGGGAAACCCGAGCUCUAUAUAUAA